This is a messenger RNA of Suillus discolor, 4610 nucleotides long. Its product is annotated as P-loop containing nucleoside triphosphate hydrolase protein. Gene Ontology annotation, biological process: transmembrane transport. The record is from RefSeq and is a predicted model, not a curated record. Gene Ontology annotation, cellular component: membrane. Bases 21 to 4487 code for a protein of 1488 amino acids. Lineage: Eukaryota; Fungi; Basidiomycota; Agaricomycetes; Boletales; Suillaceae. Gene Ontology annotation, molecular function: ABC-type transporter activity; ATP hydrolysis activity; ATP binding. The transcript has 30 exons.
GAUAGUUAUUGUCGCACCUUAUGGCGUCUUGUCGGGACGUUGAAGGAUGGUGCAUCGUAUCAAAGCUUCGUGAACUUGAUUUCACUCUUUGCUUUGAGGAAGGCGUCAUUUUGACAUCUCUUCUGGCUUUACUGCUACUGUCGGCAACAUGCAGAAUUUGGGCCUUGAGAUAUCUUCCGUCUCGUGAUAUCUCGCGGAAAAGUCGAUGGAUAUUAUGGGCGAAACUGAUUUUGUUGGGAUUGGCCAUUGUUGCGUCCUGCUUCAACCUCUUCAUCGUAUUGUCACUCAAGAGAACAGUAUCGGUCGUGUGGCCUUACAUCCUCGAACCACUCGCGCUGCUUGCGUCUUGGAUACUCACUCGACUGAACCAUCGUCGGACACGGUCAUCAUCAACCAUCCUCUUACUAUUUUGGCCUUGUUACACCGUCGGCCUCGCAAUAUGGACUAGAUCGUUCGUGCAGGACGAAGUUCCGAAGGGACUUUUCAUAGUUCUUUCGAAAUGGGCUGUCGAACUUUUCUCUCUCCCGGCAUACGCGCUGGAGUGUGUCUCUCCUGAUGAUUCGGUCCAGGAUAAUACAGAGAGCCCAAUAGUCACGGCAAAUGUAUACAGUAUCUGGUCAUUUGCGUGGUUGACGCCAUUGAUGGAGAAAGGUUCGAAAGAGUUCAUCACAGAAAACGACUUGCCUGCUUUGCUUCCCCGUGACGAGUCAGUGAAUCUCGGAAACGAUCUAGAGAGCGCUCUAGGAAAACACUCGUCCGUAUGGCUCGCAUUGUUCCUGUCUUAUGGUGGCCCGUAUGCGGGUGCUGCAUCCUUGAAAAUCUUGCAGGAUAUUCUUGCAUUCCUGCAACCUCAACUUCUCCGAUGGCUCCUGGCAUACAUCUCGAACUAUCAGAGCACUAAAGGCGCGGGUAACCUCCUUGUUGGUCCGAGCCCACUCGAGGGAUAUGUCGUUGCUAUCAUCAUGUUUGUGGCAUCUAUGGCGCAGAGCGUUGUUCUCCACCAGUACUUCCAAAUCUGUUUCGAGACAGGCAUGCGUGUUCGCGCGGGCUUGGUGACUGCUAUCUACAAAAAGUCUCUCGUGCUUUCUAGCGAUGAGCGAGGGAGUCGGGCAUCUGGAGAUAUUGUCAACUUGAUGUCCGUCGAUGCGAGUAGACUACAGGACCUAUGCACCUAUGGUCUGAUUGCGAUCUCUGGACCAUUCCAGAUUACACUGGCUUUUGUAUCAUUGUACAACCUUCUCGGAUGGUCAGCUUUUGUCGGAGUUGCGAUCAUGAUCAUAUCUAUUCCGCUAAAUACGUCAAUUGCACGGAUGCUAAAGAAGAUGCAGGAGCAACAAAUGAAGAACCGCGAUCGCCGAACGAGGCUAAUGAGUGAGCUUCUGGCCAAUAUUAAAAGCAUCAAGCUUUAUGCAUGGGAAUAUGCAUUCAUCCGCCGCGUUCUGCAUGUGCGCAAUGAUUUGGAGCUGAAGAUGUUGAAGAAAAUUGGUAUCGUAACGGCUCUCAAUACGACGCUUUGGGGAGGCAUUCCUUUAAUCGUGGCGUUUAGUUCUUUUGCCACCGCAUCUGUGUUCUCGUCGCGACCACUCACGGCUGACGUCAUCUUCCCUGCGAUCUCACUGUUUAUGCUUCUCCAGUUCCCACUUGCUAUGUUUAGUCAAGUCACGUCGAAUAUCAUCGAGGCACUUGUUUCCGUCAAACGUCUGUCAGGUUUCCUGCACGCUGAGGAGCUGCAACAAAAUGCCCUCGUGAAGGUGCAGAAAAGCAGUCUGAACAUUGGUGACGAGGUCCUUUCAAUCAAAGGUGGCGAGUUCCAGUGGAACAAACAAGAUAUUUCAGCUGCUCUGGAAGAUAUAAACUUGACGGUGCAUAAGGGGGAACUAGUGGGUGUACUUGGUCGUGUGGGCAGCGGGAAGAGUAGCUUGUUGUCAGCGAUUAUCGGGGACAUGCGAAAGACAGAGGGUGAGGUGGCUUUGUUCGGCAAUGUAGCUUAUGCCGCUCAGAAUCCUUGGAUUCUUUCUGCGUCGGUUAGAGAAAAUAUACUUUUCUCACACGAGUACGAUGAGGUGUUCUAUAACCUUGUUAUCGAAGCUUGUGCUUUGAAGCCCGACUUAGAGCUUCUCCCACAGGGUGAUCUGACGGAGGUCGGCGAAAAGGGCAUUACUCUCAGCGGUGGCCAACGUGCUCGUGUCGCGCUUGCUCGUGCGAUCUAUGCUCGUGCAGAUCUGGUUCUCCUUGAUGAUGUUUUAGCUGCUGUCGAUUCCCAUGUUGCCCGACAUGUCUUUGAUCAUGUCAUCGGUCCUCAAGGCUUACUCGCAACCAAAGCGCGUGUUCUUGUCACUAACAGCAUCGCGUACCUCAAGUAUUUCGAUCAACUUGUUUACCUGCGCCGCGGUAUUAUCUUGGAGAGUGGCUCAUACGAUGAGUUGAUGUUGAAUCCGGAUAGUGAAGUGCGCAAGCUUGUUCACGGUCAUGCCACGAGCGGUUCCAACUCUGGAAUGACCACACCUGGACGGUCCAGCGGCAUGACCACUCCCACUACAAGCGAGGGAGACAUGCAAGCCACCCUCGUUGGAGGACUUGAAUCUGUAUCAGAGAAGGUAUCGCGUAGAGAAAGUUUCACAAAAGCUGUCCUCGCUACGCCGCCCAAGCUGCGCGACGCGUCUUCCGAUGGUAUCACGAAAGAGCACAGUGAACAGGGCCGCGUCAAGAUGGAAGUGUACUCGCAGUACCUCCGAGCAGCAUCGAAAAAAGGAUUCCUGUUCUUUGUACUUGCUACGGUUCUGCAGCAGAUGGUAUCUGUCAUAUCGACCGUAAUGCUCAGGCUCUGGGGCGAGCAUAACCGCGAGAUGGGUGCCAACGCGGGAUUGACCGACAAGUAUUUCCUGGGAUAUGGUUUGUCCAAUUUGAUAGCCAUUUUCUUAGGCGCAUGUGCUGCGCUUCUGAUUUGGGUUUUCUGCUCGCUUCGGAGCUCAAAGCACCUUCAUGAUUCGAUGCUGCAUUCGGUCAUGCGUGCGCCCCUCAGCUUUUUUGAGACAACGCCAACGGGACGUAUCUUGAACUUGUUUUCUCGUGAUACAUAUGUUGUCGAUCAAAUCCUGGCGCGAGUGAUCCAAAAUAUGAUACGCACAAGCGCAGUCUGCGCUUCUAUUUUAUUGGUCAUCGGGUUCAGCUUCCCGCCCUUCUUGAUCGCCGUCGUUCCUCUGGCAUGGUUCUACUACAAGAUCACCGUGUAUUAUCUCGCGACUUCACGCGAACUCAAGCGUCUGGAUGCGGUGUCCCGCUCGCCUAUCUUUGCGUGGUUCUCGGAAUCCUUGGCUGGAAUUUCCACUAUCCGGGCUUAUGACCAACAAGCCGUUUUCAUUGCGAACAAUGCUCGCCGCAUUGAUCGCAACCAGUUGUGCUACCUUCCUAGUACUUCCGUCAACCGAUGGCUUGCAGUAAGAUUGGAGUUUGUUGGAGCAGUGAUUAUCUUCGUCACGGCUGUCUUGGCUGUCUCUGCCGUUAUGACCAGCAACGUUGAUGCAGGAUUGGUCGGUCUAGUUCUGUCAUAUGCUUUGAACACAACAGGUUCACUGAACUGGUUUGUCCGCUCCGCAAGUGAAGUAGAACAGAAUGUGGUCAGCGUCGAGCGUAUCGUCCACUACGCCAAAGACCUUGAACCAGAAGCUCCUUAUGAGAUCCCUGAGAAUAAGCCCACCUCUGAGUGGCCCACAGCUGGGGAAGUUGAAUUCCGGGACUACUCAGCACGGUAUCGGCCCGGGCUUGAUCUAGUCCUCAAGGAUAUUUCCAUGACCAUAAAACCGAAAGAGAACAUCGGAAUAUGUGGCCGGACUGGGGCAGGGAAAUCAUCGCUUCUUCUUACCCUCUUCCGGAUCAUCGAGCCUGCAUCUGGAGCUAUUUUCAUUGACGAAGUAGACAUUACCAAACUUGGCCUACAUGACUUGCGGUCCGCGAUAUCCAUUGUUCCUCAAAACCCAGAUUUGUUUGAGGGCACAUUACGAGAGAACAUUGACCCUGUUGGCGAGCAUCAGGAUGUUGAUAUAUGGACUGCUUUGGAACAUGCCCAUCUGAAGGCAUAUGUCGAUUCACUCCCUGGGGGACUAGAUGCUCCUGUUCAGGAGGCCGGAUCAUCGCUUUCAGCAGGUCAGAGACAACUCUUGUGUUUCGCGAGGGCGCUCUUGCGCAAGACUAAAGUGCUCGUCCUCGACGAAGCAACAUCUGCAGUUGAUCUAGAUACCGACCGAGCGAUUCAAGAAAUCAUCCGGGGUCCAAUCUUCCGUGAUGUGACCAUUCUAACUAUUGCGCACCGCUUGAACACGAUCAUGGAGUCUGAUAGGAUUCUGGUUCUAGAUGCUGGAAGGAUUGCAGAAUUUGAUACUCCAAAGAAGCUGCUGGAGAACAAGAGUUCUAUCUUCCGUUCUAUGGCGAUGGAGGCUGGCCUAGUUCAGGUCCAGCUUGAUGAUGCAGAAGUGAACGCACAGGAGUGAAUAUACCUAAUCAUGCACAACAUUUCUUCAAGGGUCUUGUUCAGAAAUAUGACGUUAUAGCUAUGUAGAUAUUGCCAUGUUCUUACUCUGAAUCUUAUGUUUCGCUGUCAGCUAUUCAAUAUU